Molecule: messenger RNA, 4337 nt
Organism: Arabidopsis arenosa
Lineage: Eukaryota; Viridiplantae; Streptophyta; Magnoliopsida; Brassicales; Brassicaceae
Source: the annotation of a GenBank genome assembly
AUCAACGACGACGUUUCGAAGCGUGUCAUAAGAUUAUCAAGUUAACAAAACUCAGGCGAGAGAGAGAGAGAGAGAUCAGAAAACGGAAGAGAAGAAUAAACCAGUGAUGAAUGAGACUAUUCUCUUCUCUGAUCAUCACUCAUUGAUCGGAUUUGCAUUUUUGAUUCUCGAGUUCUGAAUCAUCCAAUUGGAUCAGAUUUUUGAUUCGACGUUCUCCGGUAUUGAUUUCGGUGAUCGGAGAAUUUCGCCAUGUCGUGGGGAUUAGGAUGGAAGAGAUCAUCGGAGAGUUUCCGUUUGAGUCUCAGUUAUGGCGCCGAUUAUCUAAACGACGAUCCGAUUCAAUCACCGUCUGCUUCACCAUUCGGAUCUCCAACUUCGAUGUCUUCGUCGUGUUCUUCUCCAUCCGCGGUGGAGGAUCCUGAAUUAGGGUUCCGUAUUGAUUUAGAUUGGACGGCAGGCGAUUCGGAGGAUCAGGUAGCGUUGCGAUUGGAAUCGCAGUUAAUGGUGGCUUUACCUGCACCGCAUGAUACAGUGGUGGUUGAAUUGAAGGGAAUUGGAGAUGACGUUGAAGGUGGUGGAGAGAAUGUUGGAUUAGAGAUGAGAGUUGAGAAACGUAGGGAGCCUUUGCGAGCAGUUACAUUGAUGAAAGCGGUUGGUUCUGGCCAGCAGUAUGAUGGUGUAGGCGUUUUGACUAGGCUAAUGCGGUCGGAUAUGAUGCCUGCAGCCAUUCCUGCGCCGGCUAUCGAUGUUGCGUCAUCUUGUGGGGUGCAUUGGAAGACUGUGACUUCGUUGAGUCUAUCUGGUUGUGGUUUAUUGGUAAUGCCAGUUGAAGUGACUGAGUUACCUCUGCUUGAGAAGCUAUGUCUUGAGCACAAUAAAUUGUCAGUUUUGCCACCUGAGAUAGGGAAGCUGAAAAACCUUAAGAUACUUAGAGUUGACAAUAACAUGCUUAUUUCUGUGCCAGUGGAACUAAGACAGUGUGUGGGUCUUGUUGAAUUGUCGUUGGAACACAAUAAACUUGUCCGGCCUCUUCUUGAUUUCAGGGCGAUGUCUGGGCUACGAAUACUACGGCUUUUUGGUAAUCCUCUUGAAUUCCUUCCAGAAAUUUUACCCUUGCAUCAGCUUCGUCACUUGUCUCUUGUAAAUAUCAGAAUUGUGUCUGAUGAGAAUCUAAGAUCAGUAAAUGUACAGAUUGAGACAGAAAACACUUCAUAUUUUGGGGCAUCUAGGCACAAGCUAAGUGCCUUCUCUCCCCUUAUAUUCCGUUCUUCGUCUUGUCAUCAUCCUCUUCUAGCAUCUACAUUGGUGAAAAUAAUGCAAGAUGAAGGAAACCGUUCUGUUAUUGGUAAAGAUGAAAAUGCGGUGAGGCAGCUUAUAAGUAUGAUAACUAGUGACAAUCGCCACGUGGUUGAGCAAGCUUGUGUUGCUUUAUCAUCUCUCGCUCGAGAUGUUGGCGUAGCAAUGCAGCUGAUGAAGUGUGAUAUUAUGAAACCAACUGAAACUGUUCUGAAAUCUUCGGCCCCGGACGAAGUUAUAUCCGUUUUACAAGUCGUGGUCACCUUAGCUUUUGUAUCUGAUUCCGUUUCUCAGAAGAUGCUCACCAAGGAUAUGCUGAAAGCCUUAAAAUCCUUGUGUGCCCACAAGAAUCCUGAAGUUCAAAGACAAGCCUUAUUAGCAGUUGGGAACUUGGCCUUCUGUUUAGAAAACCGUCGUAUUCUGAUUACUUCAGAGAGCUUGAGGGAGUUAUUGAUGCGGUUAACUGUUACACCUGAACCACGAGUCAACAAAGCUGCGGCUAGAGCUUUGGCAAUUCUUGGCGAAAAUGAAAUUCUGCGACGUUCCAUAAAAGGCAGGCAAGUACCAAAACAGGGACUGCGGAUUCUCACCAUGGAUGGAGGUGGAAUGAAAGGUCUUGCAACGGUGCAGAUUCUUAAGGAGAUUGAAAAGGGAAGUGGCAAGCCUAUACAUGAACUAUUCGACCUUAUAUGUGGCACAUCAACAGGAGGAAUGCUAGCUAUUGCCCUUGGUGUCAAGCUUAUGACACUGGAACAAUGUGAAGAAAUUUACAAGAAUCUAGGAAAGCUUGUUUUUGCUGAAUCUGUCCCAAAGGACAAUGAAGCUGCAAGUUGGCGGGAAAAGUUGGAUCAGCUAUAUAAAAGUUCAUCGCAAAGUUUCAGAGUUGUUAUCCAUGGAUCUAAGCACAGUGCAAACGAGUUCGAGAGACUGUUAAAGGAAAUGUGUGCUGAUGAGGAUGGAGAUCUACUAAUAGAAUCAGCUGUGAAGAAUGUUCCAAAAGUCUUUGUUGUAUCUACUCUUGUUAGUGUGAUGCCUGCGCAACCAUUUAUAUUUCGGAACUACCAGUAUCCUGUUGGAACACCGGAGAUGUCAUAUGCAUUUUCAGAUCAUUCAGGCGGCAGUACACUAACUUCAUCAACUGCCAGUGAUCAAGCUGGCUACUACAAGCAAAGUGCUUUUAUGGGAAGUUGUAAGCAUCAGGUUUGGCAAGCGAUACGAGCAUCAUCAGCUGCUCCAUAUUAUCUUGAUGAUUUUUCAGUUGACUCAUAUCGCUGGCAAGAUGGUGCAAUAGUGGCAAACAAUCCUACAAUCUUUGCCAUCAGAGAAGCACAACUUCUAUGGCCUGACACAAAAAUUGAUUGCUUGGUUUCGGUUGGCUCUGGCUCUGUACCAACAAGGCCACGGAAAGGUGGAUGGCGUUAUUUAGAUACUGGGCAAGUACUGAUUGAGAGUGCAUGCUCAGUGGAACGGGUUGAAGAAGCUCUAAGCACAUUGCUCCCUAUGUUGCCAGAAAUACAAUAUUUUCGGUUCAACCCAGUUGAUGAUCGCUGCGGAAUGGAGUUGGAUGAGACUGAUCCAGCGAUCUGGCUAAAAUUGGAAGCUGCGAUUGAAGAAUUCAUACAAAGCAAUUCCCAAGUAUUUAAAAACGCAUGCGAGAGAUUAACACUCCCCUUCCUAAACGAUGAGAAAUGGUGUGAGAAUUUGAAACCACAGUUUAUGAAUGGAAAGCUACCAAAUAGCAGAGUAGAGAGCAGUCCUUCUCUAGGAUGGAGACGCAAUGUUUUGCUUAUGGAGGCUCAGCAUAGUCCUGACUCAGGGAGAGUAAAGUAUCAUGCUCGUGCGCUUGAGUCAUUUUGUUCGAAUAAUGGAAUAAAGUUAUCCUCAUUACAUACUACUGCUACUCCUGGAUGCCCGAAACCAUCUCCAGGGACUGCUUUUCCCACUCCAUUUACCUCUCCUCUUAUAUCUGGAAGCUUGCCUCCGAGCCCCCUUCUCUUCACUCCUGAUCUUGGCCCACAAAAGUUCAAUAGGAUUGAUAUGGUUCCGCCACUUAGCUUGGAUGGGGGUCAUGGUGGAAAGACGGUUAUGUCGCCUCCAUCAUCUCCUCCACGACAAAGACAACUCUAUCUUCCAUUACGACAGAUGCAUGAAAAGUUACAGAAUUUACCCCAAGUGGGGAUCAUACAUCUCUCACUUCAAAAUGAUUCUAAUGGUUCAAUACUGAGUUGGCAAAAUGAUGUAUUUGUGGUUGCUGAACCUGGAGAUCUCGCUGAUAAGUUUCUCCAAAGCGUCAAAGUCAGUAUAUUGUCAGUCAUGCAAAGUAAUCGCCGAAAGGCUGCAUCAGUUCUUUCCAAUAUCUACUCAAUCUCGGAUUUGGUGCGUAGCAAGAAAUGCUUCCAGGUUGGAAAUAUCAUCCACCGUUAUAUCGGACGCCAAACCCUAGUGAUGGAAGAUGAUCAAGAAAUCGCAUCAUUUAUGUUCCGCAGAACUGUCCCUUCGGCACACUUGACUCCUGAUGAUAUUCGCUGGAUGGUGGGAGCAUGGAGAGAUAGGAUAAUAGUCUUCUCAGGAACAUUUGGACCAACACAAGCUGUCGUUAAAGCCUUUUUGGACUCUGGUGCAAAAGCUGUGAUUGGUCCAUCAAACGAGCCACUAGAGACACCACUAAUCACAUCCCAAGGCUCAUCUGAAUACAACAUUGGAGAUCAGAACGGAAAGUUUGAGAUUGGAGAAGAAGAAGACGAAGAAGAAGAAGGGAACGAGGAAAUGGAAAGGGAAGAGAUGGAACCACCGACACCGACAAGUGACUGGGAAGAUAGCGACCACGAGAAAACAAACAGAGACGAUAAGUGUUGUGGUCUUUGGGAAGAUGAUGAAGAAGAAGUGUCUGAGUUUGUUUGCCAGUUAUAUGAUCAGUUGUUCAGAGAGAAUUCAAGAGUUGAUGUUGCUCUUCAAAAAGCUCUUGCCUCUCAUCGAAAGCUCAGGUACACUUGCCAUCUUCCUAAUGUAUAGAAAGACAAAAAUACAUAUUUUUAUACCUU